Molecule: messenger RNA, 1036 nt
Organism: Nomia melanderi (Alkali bee)
Lineage: Eukaryota; Metazoa; Arthropoda; Insecta; Hymenoptera; Halictidae
Source: RefSeq, a predicted model, not a curated record
UAUGAAGAUUCUUGGAUUUUUUAACACUUGGUUAAUGAGUACCGUUUUAAAACGUCACGUUAUAUUAUUCUUUUCCUUAAAAAGGAAGAAGGAUCGUAAGGAAACAUUUAAAUCGUGGUGCACUCGCAUCAUAUUUCAAUUAUUAUUGUUAUUAAUUUUGUGUUACAAAUAUGAAAAAUUCAUUUAAAAGAAACGCAUAUUAUAAAAUUGUAGUUAUAUUUAACAGAUAAACUUUUCAAUUUAAUGGUAACGGUGUGUCGACUAAGUGGAUAACAAUUACAUGGAAUUUGAUAAUUUGUCGAAGUACUCUCUUAUCAAUAAGAGUGUUAUCAGCCGAAAGUACCUCACACCGUAGAUGUUGCCAUUUUAAUACUGAUAAGAAGUCGUUAUACAUUAAUUUGUAGUAUAUGAACAGCGAAUUAAGUUUAAAAUUGCGGCGUCAAUAAAAAAAGAGUGAAAGAUGGUUGUGCGUCACGCUGUGCAGGGAUACGAAAACUUUUUCAAAUUUAUGGAAAAUUUCAAGGCUUCCGAACCGGUUUACGUGCUUUAUAGUGGUACAAAACUUCCUAAUGGGAAAAGUUGGUGUCCCGACUGUGUUGAAGCGGAACCUUUUAUAGAAGAAGGUUUUAAAACAGCUCCCGAAUCAGCACACUUAGUUACAGUACAAGUUGGUGAUCGACCAUUUUGGAAAGACUUGAACUGUCCAUUUCGAACAAAUUCCACAACCAAGUUAAAAGUAUUGCCAACAUUAGCAAGAUGGGGUACGCAAAAACGUCUUGAAGGAAAUGAGUGUCUAAAAGUUGAUCUCAUUGAAAUGUUACUCACCGAUGAAGAUGAUUAAAUAAUAAUGCAGCUUUGUUGGACUAAUGAAGUUUAAACCAAGCAGUUCUUUCAUCAUGAAGCUGGUGUCAUUUCUUGCGAUUCUGCCGGUGGUAUCACCCGCACGGAAAAAUGAAUUCUCUUGUUUCUUAGAAAACUGUAACUGUUAUCAAAAAUGACUGUAUCUGAAAUAGGUGAAAUGUUUACACAUUAUUAU